GUGGUGGCAAGUUGCUGGAGAUCCUGAAGGCACGUGAUCUGUUGGUGUUGUCUGAAGAGAAACUGUUUCUAGGGAUCAUGGAUUGGAUCAAUUUUGAUGUCAUUGCAAGAGAACCCUUUCUAGUCGACAUUUUGAAGCUUGUAUACCUCCAUUUCGUUCCUGCUGCGGUACUCAGACAAAGCCUGUACAAUGAUGAUAAAUUCAUGAAGAAUAAGCAAUGCCUUGAUAUUUACAUUGAUGCAUUGCACUGUCAUGCUAUAGAGGAGGUCAAAGCAACCCGACCACGACGACCAAGAUAUCAAAGAUAUUCUGCAAAGGAGAAUAAGUUCUUAGUAACUUUUAGAUACAGAAUGCCGAUGUACUAUGAACAUGAGGAAGACAAGUGGCUACCUCUUCCUGGAUGCAAGUAUCCCCCAGGACAAAUAAAAAAAUGUACCAGUACGCUUACGACAAUAUAUGCUCUUGUUAAAACGACUGAUCCUUAUGAUCCCUCCGAGUAUUAUGCAGCAGAGGUUCUUGCUCAUCGCAAUCAACUCUGGGAAUAUUCUUGCCAAAGCAAUGAAUGGAAGUUGUAUGUUUUACCGACGAACGAGCCUGAUGAUUUGGUGUAUCUACAAGGAACGCUGUACGUAAUGGAGAACAAGAGAAUGUGGAAAAUGGAGACAGAUCAAUGGAAAAAUUGUGAGAGUUGUGCACAUAACUGCACUACAUCAUUUGCCUUUGGCAAGUACAUCAUUCGAUUUGGUGCAAGUAACUCCAAGAAGACGUUCUAUUGUAGCUUAUAUGAUGUUAACAAGAUGACAUACACCCAAAUUGUAUACAAGAUGCCAAAACCGGUUAUUGUUCAAAAAGCUGGGGUACAGUCAGUUAUGAUGAUUGAUGGGAGUGUAUACAACUGGCAUAAAUGGGCUAAGUAUUGUAUUAGUAACAAUGAAAUCAUGGACUCAACAUCAGGUGCAGCGUUUCUCAUUCCUCAAGAUGAUAUCCCACUUCAGCAGUCAAACAGAACAAUUCUAUUAAAAGAUAAACUUCACUAUGUUGUUGGACAGACAGUGUUUCUGCCCAAUACUGAACAUUGUAACAGUGCCAGUGUUUGUAGGAAUAUAACAAACCUCAAAAAGAAACAUAAAAUUUUGCCAGGAGACAAAAACAUUGUUUUUGUCAGUCUUGUUCGUGAAUGUUUUCGACCAAUUGAUUGAAUAAAUGAUGAAUGAUGUACUGAUAAUUAUUUAUGCAUAUAAAUAUUUGCCAAUUAUAAUACUUAAAGCAGUAUUGUCGAUUAAUUAACAAGUCUGAGAUGCCAAAAAUGUUUUUGUUUGUCUUUUGUGGGAGUUACCGACCCACUCAUUUUUUUUUCUUGGUUUUUACCAGUUUUUUUCUUUACAUCGUCUGUGAGAAACCAGUUCACUAGAUGGAUGUUCAGUUCGUUUACACCAUUUUUCUUUGAUAUGAAUUCAUUUUAAAUAGACAACAAAUAUCAGUGGUGGUGCCAGCGUCUG
Messenger RNA from Anneissia japonica, 1499 nucleotides. RefSeq lists its product as uncharacterized. The transcript is spliced from 3 exons. The coding region runs from base 78 to 1199 and encodes 373 amino acids. Lineage: Eukaryota; Metazoa; Echinodermata; Crinoidea; Comatulida; Comatulidae. The record is from RefSeq and is a predicted model, not a curated record.